GAUCCCGAUCAAUUCGCCCCCGUUUGAAGGAGAGCUGUCCCGGUUGAAUUCCAGCCUCUCCUACCUAUUCCCGCCCACGAUGCGUCUUGUGACAUUGGUCAUUGGCCUCCUGGCCGCGUUCGUGUCGAAUGUGACGGCCACCGCGCUGACCUACAAGCUCGAGGCCAACGAGAAGGCCUGCUUCCACUCCUACGUCGACCACGCGAAUUCGAAGGUGGCCUUUUACUUUGCGGUCCAAUCCGGCGGUUCCUUCGAUGUCGAUUACUCGGUAAUCGCCCCCGGCGAAAAGGUCGUUUUGGAUGGCACCAAGGAGCGACAGGGAGACUUUGUGUUUACGGCGCAGAGCGUCGGGGAGUACCGGUUCUGCUUCAACAAUGAGAUGUCUACGUUUGCGGAGAAGAUGGUGGACUUUGAGAUUGCGGUCGAGAACGAAGAACGUGCCCAACUUCCCUCCCGACAAGGUAGCACUAGCCCUGAACAGGCAUCUGCUCUCGAGGAGUCGAUUUUCAAGCUGUCCGCGCAAUUGUCGACCAUCUCGCGGAACCAGAAGUACUUCCGGACCCGCGAGAACCGCAACUUCAGUACCGUGCGUAGCACGGAGCGCCGGAUUUUCAACUUUAGUGUCGUUGAGGGGUUGAUGAUGGUGUCUAUGGCUGGAUUGCAGGUGUUUGUGGUGAGGUUUUUCUUCCAGGGGGCUAGGAAAGGCCCAACACAAACCCAACGACCUCUCGACCCUCGCACCUCCAUCAACGACUACAACCGUGUCAUGCUGCAGUACACCCAACGCCGGAUGUCUACCUUCUGCGGCAUGGAUGAUGGUCGCGGUUUUCCCGGCGCCGGCGGCAGCAGCAACACGAGCAACACCAGCAGCCGGGGCAGUGAUACAAGUUUUUCGCUCAGCGGGGACACUGCCGUUUCCAAUUCGCAGAGUGAGGUCGUGGAUCGUCUGCAGUUCUAG
Messenger RNA from Aspergillus glaucus CBS 516.65, 958 nucleotides. Its product is annotated as emp24/gp25L/p24 family protein. Gene Ontology annotation, biological process: Golgi organization; intracellular protein transport; protein retention in ER lumen. Gene Ontology annotation, cellular component: COPII-coated ER to Golgi transport vesicle; endoplasmic reticulum; endoplasmic reticulum-Golgi intermediate compartment. Bases 80 to 958 code for a protein of 292 amino acids. NCBI's taxonomy places the organism in Eukaryota, Fungi, Ascomycota, Eurotiomycetes, Eurotiales, Aspergillaceae. The record is from RefSeq and is a predicted model, not a curated record. The transcript has 4 exons.